Messenger RNA from Anopheles gambiae (African malaria mosquito), 7407 nucleotides. RefSeq names its product cilia- and flagella-associated protein 44. The coding region runs from base 195 to 5969 and encodes 1924 amino acids. The record is from RefSeq and is a predicted model, not a curated record. The transcript is spliced from 10 exons. NCBI's taxonomy places the organism in Eukaryota, Metazoa, Arthropoda, Insecta, Diptera, Culicidae. Gene Ontology annotation, molecular function: protein binding.
UGAGUGAUCAAUGUAGUGAACCACCGUAAAUUUUACAAUGCUGCACAAGGAGCAGCAGUCAGCCAAUAUGUUUUUUUCCGGUUGCUAUAGAUUGUCAUGGUUACCGGCUGCGUGCCGCUUAAACAGUUGGCAUCGAUACGUUGCCUAUUCCCGCACAAACACCUGCACCAGUAGAAGCCAAACCUUCAAAAGCGAUGGAACGGAGCUCAAACGAACGGCCGGCAACCGGGCGCUACGAUGGAAAAUCGCUCAUAUCGAAAUCGAUCCGUAACUCGUCCUGUACCAUCCCGAACGAGCUGCUGGAGUUUGACUACUCGUACGGAUACGACUGCAAGCGGUUCUUUAAUUUGUGCAAAAUCGCCGAAAACGUCCUGGUGUUUGCGUCGGGCAAUUUGAUACACUUCUUCGACGUAACGACGCACACCGUUACGACACGCCGCAGCUCGACCGGGGGCGGCAUCGGUUGCAUUACGACCAACCCGAGUGAGGAGUAUUGCCAUCUGACCGUGGGUGAGAAUGGCGUCGAUCCGCCCAUCAUCAUCUACCAGUAUCCUGAGAUGACGGUCGUUAACCUGCUGACGGGCGGUACAACGAGCGGCUACUCGCGCAUCGACUACACCGUGGAUGGUAAGCUGCUGAUUUCGCAGGGCAUCGAGCCCGACUACAUGCUGACGGUGUGGAACUGGCGCGAGGCGGAAAUCAUUCUCCGCUGCAAGUCGUUCUCGAACGAUGUGCUGAACGUGAUGUUCUCGCCGAGCGUCCCGGGGCACAUUACAACGUGCGGCCUUGGUCAUAUCAAAUUCUGGAAAAUGUCCAGCACCUUCACCGGAUUGAAGCUUCAGGGCGAACUGGGCCGCUUUGGCAAGACGGAGAUAUCGGACAUCGUAGGGAUUUUGCCACUGCCCGAUGAGAAAGUCCUGUCCGGCUGCCAGUGGGGCAAUGUGCUCGUGUGGGAAGCGGGUCUGAUUAAACUGGAAGUUUGCCGCAAGGGCCGCAAACCCUGCCACGAUGGGCCGAUCACGCAGAUCUUGAUGCGCGAGGGCGAAGUCAUGACGGCGGGCCUGGACGGUCGGAUAAGGAUCUGGUUCUGGGAGACGGUCGAGCUGGCCGAUCCACCGGACGACGAUCGAUUUGUGGAGAUCGAACCAAUAAUGGAGUUCCGCAUCGGAGCGGAGCUGAUGUGUUUGGUGCGCCGGCAGGGUGACUUCCAGUGGUACGCACAGGAUGGCAGCGGUGGGAUUUGGUUGUGCGAUUUAACCCCAGCGCAUCACACGGAACCACCGCAGCAGCUGUUCAAGUGUCACGCGGGAGAGAUUGUGGCCGUGCAGGCAAGCCCAGUGUCUAGCCACGUGGCCACACUCGGAGUGGACGGUAUGCUGUGCGUGUACGAUUACGCCAAGCGGGAGCUACUGCUGAGCCAUCGAUUCCAGUGUGCCGGACAGUCAAUGAUCUGGCUGCCGCCAACACUCGACCCGACCGGAGCCAUUCUUGUGCUAGGCUUUGCGGACGGGUUUCUACGAACGGUUGCCGUUAACCUGCACGAGGGACACCUUUCCUAUCCAGAAAACCGAGUCAAUCUCAUACAACUCCUCAAGCCACACUCGAAAACCAUCACGGCGCUGGGUUUAAACGCUCGGGAAACAAUCCUCGUGUCCGGCUCGGAAGAUCAAACCAUCUUCGUGCAUCGCUGUGUCCGAGCGAGUCCUCACGCGACGCUGGAACCCAUCGGGCUGGUCUACACCCCGUCCGCCGUCAGCACCAUUAGCUGGAAGCCGGACACAACCGCCACCGCACUGGUCGGCUGCCGGCACGGUCAGCUGCUCGAGGUGGAGCUGCCCGAAGCGCCCGUCGACUACACGACCAUCUCCUACCAUCUGCGGCACGUCGAGAUCCGGCAGCUCACCUUCCAGUCGGUGAAGUCGGAGAUCAAGCGCAAUCUGCGCGUGGCCGAGAUCGAGAAGCGCAAGCAGGAGAAGCGCGCCCGUAAGCUGCAAACGCUCGAGCGGAUGCGCAUCGGAAACCCGAAGGCGGAGAUCAACGAGGAAGCGUUUUUGGCCGACUCGGACGAGGAGGAAGAGCUGGAACCGCUGUACAUCCCGAAGGUGCCCAAUCCAGUGCUGUGGGCCCGGUACACCGACGAGGACACGCUGUGGCUGUCGAUGGGCGGGUACGAUGCAGGGUACGUGUACGAGUACGGGUUCGACGAUGAGGACCCGCUGUCCUGCACGCCCAUACCGGAGCUGGAGGAUGUCGAGCUGACGUGCUAUCUGCGAGACACAAACUACACCAUCUUCGGUACGGGCGACGGUGCGAUACGGGUGAAUCGAACCAAGCGGGACUUUCGCGACCUCAGCGACUACUGGACGUUGCCGAUGCACGAUAAUCGGACGGGCAAAGUGACGGCACUCGCCUUCAGCCACGACUAUGCGUACAUCUUCAGCGUUGGGGCGGACGGUAACCUGUUCGCGUACCGGUGGUUCGGUGAGGGUGAACCGUUCCAAGCCAUCCCUCCGAAACCGCUCGAAAAGGGUGUCAAGCGCGUGUUCGACAUCGACGAGCGUGACUAUCCUUCGCUGGAGGAGCAGAAGGCGCGCCAGGAACGGGACCGGCUGGCGAAGAUUGUUUCCGACCGCAAGGAGGCGGUGCUGCGCACCGUCGCCAGCCAUCGGAAGCGUUUCGAGGCUUUGCUGGAGCGUAACCGGGCCCUGCCGGAAGCGUUCCGCAUACCGGUGACGGACUUUGUGCUGGACGAGCGCAUCAUGGACGAUCUGCGGGAGCAGCUGGCGGCCGAGCUCGGGCUGGUCCAUCGCCGGAUGGCGUUCGAUGUGGAGAAGGUGCGCAUUGCGGCCGGCAAGCUGCAGCAGUUCUUCCUGGAGCCGCUGGAAAGCUACCCGAUCGAGGUGUUGGCAGUAAGAAGUGGACAGUCGGUGAAGAGUUUCCGUAUCGAAAAGCUGGACGAUGACUACUUUCAAACCGUGCAGCAGGUCGAGAAGUUGGUCGCAGAAGAGGCAGAACGUAGACGCCGCUUCAUUGAGUUGUGUAAAACUCCGGAGGAUAGAGCUCCCGAGACAACUUCCGCCAAGCGCAAGGAUCGCCGAAAGGACUCCCAAAUGCAGCGCAAAGAAUCGUUCCUCGAAGGCCUAUCGCAGUCGACGAUCGACUUUAAGCUCGAAAGCAAAAUGAGACGCCUGCUGGCGAAGUACCGCGAUCGCAAGAACCAAGAAACGAUACGCCAGCAAGAGUGGGAAGAACAUAAAGCCUCCAAGCCGGACCCGAACGCGAACGAUCCCGCCGACGAUUUGGCGAUCAAGGAGGCGGCCGGCUCGAUCGGUGACUACAAUCUCAAGAGCGAUCCCGACUACGAGCCGGCCGAGGAGCAGGUGGAAACGACCACCGGCAAGUACCACGAGCUGUUGCGCAUACGGCAGGAGAUGUUCACGUUGCGCCGAGACUACAACCGGCGGGUGUUUGCGCUGCGCGAGAAAAAGGUCGAGCUGAUGCGGUACAUAGCGAAGCAGCGGGCAAAGUUGGCAGCAAUCCACGAGGAGCUGCCGGCGGAAAAGCGCAAACAAUUCCCCCACGAUGUUACGCUAAACUUGAAGGUUGAGUACGCCGACGAUCAGUACAAGUUCGAAGAGGAUCGUCAAAAUCUGGCCGCUCUGGAGCAACGGGAUCGGAAGGCGCACCGGCAAAGCCACGACAUGAUACUGAAGGAAGUGCUCGGGCUGACGUUGCCCCCGGAGCAGCAGGCCACACUCACCCUAAGCAAGCACGAGCGGGAGUUGCGAGAGCUGCGCCUUAUCGGAAAGCUCUUCAAGCAGGACAAAAUCAUCGCCAAAGCGUCGGCGCGCAUCGAACGCUUCGACCGUGAGCUGGACCGGCUGGCCCAGGAGCGGCUGCAGGUGGACACCGAUGCGAAGCUGCUGGAAAACUUUCAGCUCACGCUCUACCAGGAGCUGUGGAUACUGAAGGACUUUAGCAAGAUCGAAACGGCCGUCCUGGACAGCGUGGAGCAGGUAACGAUCGAGCGGAACGGACUGCUGCAGGCCGUGCAGGACGCGCGGGUCGCGAUCGAGCAGGUCGAGCUGGAGAUGGAGCAGAUCCAGCGCGAGCAACGCUCGAACCUGCAGCGCUUCAACUCGAGCUGCCUCGACAACGACUACACCAAGGUGAUGAAGCGCAUCUACAAGAAGAAGUUUAAGCCGUGCAAAAUCAACGACAACGAGUCGGACUCGUCGUCCGAGUACUCGUCGGAAGACAUUGAGGGGCUGGAGAACGCGAACGAGGGCGAAGUGAGCAAGGUGUUUCUCGAUCUUAGCCACUGUCCGGCCGGCUGUAACCCGGAGCUGUACAACCUUGCCAUCCAGCUGCGCAACGAGAAGCUGGAGCUGCAGCGGCGCCACUACGGGGAGGAACGCUCCCUGAAGGAGAUGCACCGGCAGCUGGAAAACCUAAAGCCCAAGCUGGCGGAUGCGGAAACGCGCCUUAGCGAAAGGAAAAACGAACUGCUGGAGUUGCGGCGCGAGAAGCAGCGAAGACUCAACGAUAUCGACACGCUGAUCAUAGUGAAGAUGGAUCAGAUGCAGUACUUCCGCACCGAGACGGAGUUCCAGGACGUGGAGAACAGUUUGCUGUUCAAUCGGGAAGCGUUGCUGAAACUGUACGCGCGCGUCGAUCAGCUGGCGGCGGAAACGCUCGAAACCAAGCGCAAGCACCGGGUGAACGUGGUGCAUCUCGCGCGCAUGAAGACGGACAUCAAGUUCAUGCGGCAGCAGCUGGUAUCGCUCAAGGAGGAGAUCAACGAGACGAUGAUGAAGAAGUUUGGCCGCGUGAUCGAUCUGGACGAGCUGGAGGAGACAAUACUGCGCCAGUACACGUUCGAGAUGCGCGCCAACCUGGACGACGUGCGCAAGAGCUACGAGGAGCGUGCCCGGGAGCUGAAGAAACUGUACGCCAAAAAGCAGGAGGAGCUAAAGAAGGUCAUCCAGGAAGGCACCGAGAAGCUGCACAUCCUGACCGUCCUUCAAGAGGAGUACAACAACCUGGAGAAAGCACUCGCCCACCAGAAGCUGAUCCUAGAGCGUCGCAAGCAGCCACCGCCGACCUACUCGGAAGAUCUCAGCAAGCUGCGCGAAAUCGCCAAAAUCCAGAAGGAACAGAUCAACACCCUGCAGCGCGAGAUCCGCACGCUCAGCAUGAAGUGCAAGCCCCUCUCGGCCGAAAGCCCGGACGUGGAGGUUCAGAUACCACCGCCAGCGGUCUGCGGCAAACCGGUCCCGGUCGCCGACGAAUCCGUCUACAAUGCGGUGAUGGACUCGGCCCCGCCCAGCACCCGGGCCAGCUCGCCCGACAACUUCCUGUACAACGAAAUCUCCAGCCUGAUCGACGACUUCCUGGUGGAGCAGCUCGGUUCGCGCGUCCUGCAGUCCGACAUCAAGCGCGUCGUCAACCAUCUGGCCCACUAUCUGUCCAACAUCAUACACAACUUUGCGCCCGAGCACGCGAGCGAUCUGCUGCCGCACAUUAUCGAAAACUUCAAGUCCUUUAUACCGGAGGAGCUGCUCAUCACCAUACCGCCCCAGGCGAUUGCCGAGCUGAUCGAGAGCAUCUUCCGCACGUUCAAGGAGGGGUAUGACAUCGACACGAAGGAGAUACUGGGCGAAAUCGUCGGCAACAGUCUCGAGAUGAUCUUUCCCGCCUCGCAGAACUACUCGCACAACAUCCUGGUGGACAUUAUGAAGCAGGUGCUGGCGACGCUGCACAUCGCGGACGUGAACCAUCCGGAGACGAUCGCGUUCAUCGCGAACGGCAUCCGGCACAAGCCCGGCAUCGAUCCGGACGGCGUCAGCGUGGAGCUGAUGUGCGACGAGAUCGUCCAGUACGCGCAGGAGAACACGGUGGACGAGAUCGGGACCGAUCUGAUCCGGGGCGUUCUCGAGGGCAUUCUGCAGUGCGUCCGGGAGCAGUAGGAAGGGGGACGAACCUGGGUCCCAAUAGCUGCUCCUUCCCCCUCUAGGGUGAAGCAUCUCGAACCGAUUGUGUUUGCCUUGGAGAUUGAUGUGUGCAACGUGUGGUGUGGAGUACGAUAAUCGAAAGGUGUGCGGUGCGUGCUUUGGGUCCGCGCGUCCGACAGUGUGUGCCGGCGUGUGGUGUGGGCCCUUAGCGACAGCAGUACCAGCCCACACGGGUGGCCGAUGGGUCCCAUGCGAAACGAUUGUCAUGCGUCCGUGGCGUGCGCCCGCAACAAUGACGACAGCGUGGUGGUGGUGCUGCUGCUGCUGCCGCUGCUGUUAUCUAUCUUUCCCACCCGACAAUGGGGGCAGCCCAGCUGCACACGAGAGAUGCGUACGGCGUUAUCGUGUGGUGGUGGAAGUAAACAACCUUUUGCUAAAUCCAUUGCCAAACUCCCCCUUUUUUAUACAAGCCUCCAUCCCUCCUCUCAUUUUGAGCCAAAAAAUAUGGACAAUACAAGAAGAGAGAUUCGGCAUCGAUGUUCGAGGGAAGCAAAGAAGUCUUGUAAUACUUCCACCAUGCUUCCUACACAUUCUGAGAUCGGUUGGCCUCUAUCGGGUGGUUAAAUCUUUUCACUGCUACACUUAUCAGAUCACUACGAUAUAUUGUCCAGAAAGUCAUCCACCGUGCUCUCGCGAUUAACAGGCCUUAUCGCAGCGAAUGCUCCCCCAAAAAUAGCCUCACAUCGACAGAGAAUGAUGUUAGUCACCGGAAGUUUUUUCGAGGUAGGGUUUUUUUCUCCUGUCCCUCGCAUUGCUUCUUGACGUGUGGGAAUUUGCUAUGGUUGAUUGUGGCGAUAACAUCGCGAUUGUGGGUUAAGGAAAGUGUUUGGAAGUACGAUUAACGUGGAGAAAACGUGAUUUUAAGCCCUUUUUUGUUGGGCGGGGAAAUUUCAACUUUACGUGUUUUCCGCACUUGCAAGAUAAGAUUCGUACAGAAAAGAGGAAAUGUGAUGCAAUCAACUGAAAUGUGUUGCUAAUUCAUUUGUCUAAUCAUAUGUUUACGAGUUUUACGUGUUACUAAUCUUAAAAAUCAUGCAAACACACACACUGCUUAUCGGUACGUUUAAGUAGUCUACGGUGAGACCUUAACCGUUACGGAUUAAUUGCGCCUAACAGUAUGCAAUCGUGUGUCGAGUGAGCAGCAUCAUGCAGCUUUAUAACGUGUUUGCUUACUUUUUCAUACAAAAUUUGGUUAAAAAUCAGUUUCAAUAAGUACUACUACUCUCCUUAGUACAAGAUGAUACGUUUUAAGGCACAGAAUAAAAAUAAAAAAAUGACCCCGGCUCAUAAACAAACGUGCAUUUAAAUGGCAAAAAUAUCCUCAAGGACACGCCGCUCAGGCAACCUCGCCACUCCCACCGUGAUUUGUUUGCGCAAAUUUAUCACCUAUUCA